UCAAAACCCCUCCCUCCCCUUCCCGCCGCCGCCGCCUCCUCCGCCUCCUCUCCGCCGGCCGACGCCGCCGCCGCCGCCAUGGACUCCGGCGGCGCCUCCGACCCCUCGCGCCAGGUGCGGGUGCGCUUCCUGACGAAGCUCCCCGCGCCGCUGCGCGCGCCGCCCACCUCCAUCGCCGUCCCCGCCGACCUCACCCGCAUGGGCCUCUCUGAGAUCGUCAACAGCCUCCUCCUCGCCGCCUCCCCGGAUCACCAGGCGCAGCCCUUCGACUUCCUCGUCGACGGCGAGCUCGUGCGGCUCCCGCUCCAGGAGUUCCUCCUCGCCAAGGGCAUCUCAGUGGAGAGGGUGCUUGAGCUUGAAUAUGUAAAAGCUGUGGCACCGAGGAAGCAGGAGGAUCCAUGCCCGCAUGAUGACUGGGUUAGCGCAGUUGAUGGAUCGAACCCGAGUUUCGUAUUAACAGGUUGCUAUGAUGGUCUUGCAAGAAUAUGGAGAGAUGCAUCUGAAUGUACACAUAUUUUGGAAGGACAUAGUGACGGAAUCACUUCUGCUCGCUUCAUUAAUAAAGGUGAAACUGAAGACAGGCUGCAUGUAGUCACUGCAUCAAAGGAUAGGUCAUUGCGCUUAUUCAAGUUUGAUACAUCAGUCAGUGUUCCAAAGCAAAUUGGGGCUUACAAAAUUCUCCGUGGCCACACAUCAUCUGUUCAGAGUGUUGCAGUAGACCCUUCCACAAACAUGAUAUGUUCUGGUUCCUGGGAUAACUCAAUUAAGCUAUGGUCAGUCGAAGGGUCGGAAGAAGAUGGUGACACUGUCUCAGUGAAGAAGAGAAGGACAAAUUCUGAUUCAUCUGGACCUGAAGAAUCUCUGUUUGAGGGUUCUGCCACUUCAACAUUUCUGGGACAUACGCAGUGCGUUUCUGCUGUUACCUGGCCUGAGCGACAAACAAUAUAUUCAGCAUCUUGGGACCAUUCUGUUCGGCAGUGGGAUGUCCAAACAGGGAAAGAGACAUGGAAUAUGGUAUCUGGGAAGGCCUUGAAUUGCUUGGAUUGUGGUGGUGAGAGCUCUUCACUAAUCGCUGCUGGUGGCUCUGACCCUGUCUUGAGGGUAUGGGACCCUCGUAAACCUGGAACUCUAGCUCCAAUUUUUCAGUUUUCCUCCCAUAAAAGCUGGAUCAGUGCUUGCAAAUGGCAUCCAAGUUCGUGGUUUCAUUUGGUAUCAUCUUCAUUUGAUGGGAAAGUAAUGUUGUGGGAUCUAAGGACAGCAUGGCCACUGGCUUCUGUGGAGUCACACAAAGACAAGGUUUUAUGUGCGGACUGGUGGAAAGGGGAUAGCGUCAUCAGUGGGGGAGCUGAUUCCAAGCUGUGUAUAGCUUCAGGGAUUGAAAUAGUGUGAUGAUGUUCCCUCGUUUUUGACCAGAAUGUUAUGUAUGGAAAGAUACCUGCAAAAGGAAGCUGUGCCAAUUUUGGUAGGGAACAAUGUGUAAUCGUUUGGCAGAUUCAAUACAUCACAUAAUUUAUCAGAUGGGGUCUGCUUAUGCACAAGGAAGAUGAUUUAAGGGAAAGCACCACAUUUCUGAUGAAACCUAUCACUCUUGUUUGUUUA
Oryza sativa Japonica Group (Japanese rice) is the source of this 1599-nucleotide messenger RNA. RefSeq names its product ribosome biogenesis protein WDR12 homolog. Gene Ontology annotation, biological process: ribosome biogenesis. Gene Ontology annotation, molecular function: protein binding. The record is from RefSeq and is a predicted model, not a curated record. Lineage: Eukaryota; Viridiplantae; Streptophyta; Magnoliopsida; Poales; Poaceae.